Molecule: messenger RNA, 1801 nt
Organism: Meriones unguiculatus (Mongolian gerbil)
Lineage: Eukaryota; Metazoa; Chordata; Mammalia; Rodentia; Muridae
Gene: Smarcd3
Product: SWI/SNF related, matrix associated, actin dependent regulator of chromatin, subfamily d, member 3
Exons: 14
Coding region: 223-1671 (482 amino acids)
Biological process (GO): regulation of transcription by RNA polymerase II
Cellular component (GO): nucleus; SWI/SNF complex
Source: RefSeq, a predicted model, not a curated record
CUUUGCAGACGCUCCCUGCGCCUCCCCCGCUCCAGGCUGCAGCGGCGCAGGCGCCAAGUCGAGCAGAGCGUGGAGCGGAGGGCGGGCAGCAGCGCUCCGGGCCGGGGUCCCGAGGGAGCAGAUCCUCCCAGCAUGGCCCUUGGUGCUACAGUCGUGGCAGGCUCUGGGCCGGGGCACCAAGGGGGCACUGGAUGACUCCCCAGUUCCGGGACCCUGCCAUCUAUGACUCCAGGUCUUCAGCACCUACCCACCGUGGUACAGCGCCCCGGGAUGCCGUCUGGAGCCCGAAUGCCCCACCAGGGGGCGCCCAUGGGCCCCCCGGGCUCCCCGUACAUGGGCAGCCCCGCCGUGCGACCCGGCCUGGCCCCCGCGGGCAUGGAGCCCGCCCGCAAGCGAGCAGCGCCCCCGCCCGGGCAGAGCCAGGCACAGGGCCAGGGCCAACCUGUGCCCACCGCUCCCGCGCGGAGCCGCAGUGCCAAGAGGAGGAAGAUGGCUGACAAAAUCCUCCCUCAAAGGAUUCGGGAGCUGGUCCCUGAGUCCCAGGCUUAUAUGGACCUCCUAGCAUUUGAGAGGAAACUGGAUCAAACCAUCAUGCGGAAGCGAGUGGACAUCCAGGAGGCCCUGAAGAGGCCCAUGAAGCAAAAGCGAAAGCUGCGCCUUUACAUCUCCAAUACCUUUAACCCGGCGAAGCCCGAUGCCGAAGAUUCUGAUGGCAGCAUUGCCUCCUGGGAGCUGCGAGUAGAGGGGAAGCUCUUGGAUGACGUACGUCCUGCCCCAGUCCCUGUCACUUUCCCACAGCCCAGUAAGCAGAAGAGGAAGUUUUCUUCCUUCUUCAAGAGUUUGGUCAUUGAGCUGGACAAAGACCUUUAUGGCCCCGACAACCACCUCGUUGAGUGGCACCGGACACCUACAACCCAGGAGACGGAUGGGUUCCAAGUGAAGAGGCCAGGGGACCUGAGUGUGCGUUGUACCCUGCUCCUUAUGCUGGACUAUCAGCCUCCCCAGUUCAAACUGGACCCCCGCUUAGCCCGGCUGCUGGGGCUGCAUACCCAGAGCCGCUCAGCCAUCGUCCAGGCGCUGUGGCAGUAUGUGAAGACCAACAGGCUUCAAGACUCCCAUGACAAGGAGUACAUCAAUGGAGACAAGUAUUUCCAGCAGAUCUUUGACUGUCCCCGCCUGAAGUUCUCCGAGAUUCCCCAGCGCCUCACAGCCCUGCUGCUGCCCCCUGACCCAAUUGUCAUCAAUCACGUCAUCAGCGUGGACCCAUCAGACCAGAAGAAGACAGCAUGCUAUGACAUUGAUGUGGAGGUAGAGGAGCCACUGAAGGGCCAGAUGAGCAGCUUCCUCCUGUCCACGGCCAACCAGCAGGAGAUCAGUGCUCUGGACAGUAAGAUCCAUGAGACGAUUGAGUCCAUAAAUCAGCUCAAGAUCCAAAGGGACUUCAUGCUAAGUUUCUCCAGAGACCCCAAAGGCUACGUCCAAGACCUGCUCCGCUCCCAGAGCCGUGAUCUCAAGGUGAUGACAGAUGUGGCUGGUAACCCUGAAGAGGAACGCCGCGCCGAGUUCUACCACCAGCCCUGGUCCCAGGAAGCUGUCAGCCGCUACUUCUACUGUAAGAUCCAGCAGCGCAGGCAGGAGCUGGAGCAAUCGCUGGUCGUGAGAAAUACCUAGGAGCCCGUGGACGAGCGUCACUGUGGACCAGCCAGACCUGCUGCCCGGCAUCGGCCCUGGGCUCUGGCCUCCCUGCCCUGCUGCCGUGGCGGGGGUGGGGAGGACUGGAUUAAAGGUCACUAAUCAGACA